AUGAGCCAAGAACAGUCACAGAGGUCUGAGCAAGAACCCAUCAAAUAUGGCGAUGUAUUCCCAAUCCAAGGAGAACUUGCGGAGAAGACAGUGGCACCAGGAGAUGCAGCGCUAAUGCAGACGGCGGAGAACACCAUACUUGGGCAUAUCCAGAAGGGUGGUGCAGCCGCAACCAUGCAAUCAGCCGCCAUUCGGAAUGAGAGAGCUGGCCUUGUGGAUCAUAAUGAUAUGAGUUAUGAUGCAGGUCUUGGUGGUGUGAGUAUCACCGAGACUGAUCUUCCUGGGAAGCGUGUAGUCACCGAGUCAAUUGGCGGACAGGUUGUUGAUCAAUACAGCCAACGAGCUCCAUUGGCACCACCAGCCAUAUUUGAACAAUCAGGUGGUGAUGGUGGGCGUGGUGGUGCAAUCACAAUUGGUGAAGCACUCGAAGCCACUGCCAUGACAGCCAGGCAGAAGCCGGUGGACCGGAGUGAUGCCGCUGCUAUUCAGGCAGCUGAAGUCAGAGCAACCGGACGAAUUAACAUAGUCCCAGGUGGGGUUGCCGCCGCAGCCCAGUCAGCUGCAAGUUUAAAUGCCAGAGCAACAAGCAUUGAUGAAAAGACAAAACUUGUUGAUAUUCUAGUGGAUGCAACUUCGAAGUUGCCAUCUGACAGACCGGUAACACGCCGAGAUGCUGAGGGGGUGACCGGUGCAGAGAUGCGGAAUGAUCCAUACUUGACCACUCAUCCUACAGGCGUGGCAGCGUCCGUGGCAGCAGCCGCUAGGAUCAACCAGACUAAAUUAGCAUCUCCAGGGAGAGAGGCUGAUCAAGGGGUUUAA
Quercus robur (English oak) is the source of this 819-nucleotide messenger RNA. RefSeq names its product late embryogenesis abundant protein D-34-like. The record is from RefSeq and is a predicted model, not a curated record. The transcript is spliced from 3 exons. Lineage: Eukaryota; Viridiplantae; Streptophyta; Magnoliopsida; Fagales; Fagaceae. Bases 1 to 819 code for a protein of 272 amino acids.